AUGGACCGGUGAGAAAACCAAAGCAUGGAGGACUUUGCCGGAGUAAAUGCAAGAUUUCUGCUGAUUUUUUCCACCAAUGCCAGAUAGAGAGGUGCUUAACGUUUCAGCUGCCUUGUGUGACAGAGGUUAAAAUAUGACUAUGGAUGAGAACCAGGUCUGACCAUGCUGCUCCGAAAAAUAAUGACUAAAGCCUUUUGAACAGUCCUCAAUAAAGGGAAAUGCUUUCACCUGGAAUACACUUUAAGCAUUUACUUUAUGCUGUCAUGGCUCAUGUUACUUAAGAUAAAUUUAAUCUGUAGUUAAUAGAUUUCAAGUAAACGUCUGCCUAUAACACCCUCCCAGGGGCGUCAAAAAGUGAACCUUUAGCCUCGUCAGUAGCCUACUUUUUUGGGACAUACAUAUGGGAGAGUGGGGUAAGUUGAGCCACCCCCUGUUGCUUGGAAAUGGUAAAAGAAAUUGAUCAUGUGACCAAAUAUUUAGGCGAUGGGCAUCAAUUCAUGGAGUCUGUGAAGGUUAGAAGCACAUGGGUGAAGGGGUUAGACAUGUAUUUCCAGAAAAUACAUUUUUCACUCUUGAAAGUGAAUUUAGUCUGUCAUAAGUUUGAUUAGAAUUGUGUUCAGACCAAAAAAGAUCUUUUUAAGUUUGUUUUAUUCAUCAAUUGUAACAUAAAAAAAAAAAAAAACCUAACAUAAAAGUCCACCAUUUUAGAUUAGAGGACUAAUAAAGUCAUCAUAGUAGUUCUGGGGUAAGUUGAGCCAGUGGCUGAACUGAGAAAGUAAAGCAGUAUGAUGAGAGGAUCAGAGUUUCAGUUCAGAUUGUUGAAAUGUGUUACUUUUUCUUUUCAAAAAUACAGCUGUGAAUGUUCUGAAUCACUUAAAGGCAUUCUCGUGUUAAAAUGACUUUUUACUAAACAGCUUUUUAGCAGUUAUAUACAAUAAUAAUAAAAAGAACUAUUGUACCAGUUGAACAGUGUAUAAUAGAUAAAAAUAAACAUGAAUCUGAAGAAGUGACUGUUAUUUAGGGAGAGAGAGGGUGAGGGAGGGUUGGGGUAGAUAGUGGGAGGGUAGUAGAGAUACAACUCAACUUACCCCGCAUAUGGGGUAAGUUGAACAUAGGAGACCACUUUUUUUGGCAUGCUAUAUUAUCAAGACAGUUAUGUUUACACUCAUUCUAUUGGUUUGCAGGGAUGCGCAAACAUCUUGAAAUUUAAGCAGAUACACUAGUUAUAGACAAAAUUAUGGUUGCCUUGAUGUAGUGAUCUGAAAUAUGAAAAAUGGCUCAUCUUACCCCACUCUCCCCUAUAUGAUUCCUGAAAGCUGCAAUCAGUUAAAAUUUUGAAGGUUUUAGGGCUCAUCUUGAGAUACUAAUGGCUCAGUCAGACACUUAAGUGGUGGAUACUUCUUAAGUGUCACAUCAGUCACAGUUAAAUAUGAUAUCAGUGAUGUUUUUGUGUCUUUCUGAGGCAGAUCUGCCUCUAUGGAGCACUACAAGGCUGCCAUGUUGCUGAGUGGUGUUGGUGAUGCUUUAGGAUAUAGGAACCAGCUCUGGGAGUACAAUGAAUCUGGACCAGCGAUCCACCAGGUCAGUGCCACACACUCCUGAAGUUUGUGACAAAUCUCAAACACUGCUAAAAGUGUAUUUGAUCUCAAAUGUCUGGUUACAUCUUUCAGGAGCUGAAGGAUCUUGGUGGUCUGAAGAACAUCAAGGCUGAACUCCCUGACUGGCCCGUGAGCGACGACACAGUUCUGCAUUUAGCGACAGCUGAGGGGCUUGCGACUGGUGGGCUCAAAUUAUGACAUCAAGCUGUUUUGUUGUCUGAUUUUUGUCUCGUCCAGGCUCAUUUUUUCUCAUACUUGAAAUUGACUGGAUUGAUCUGGUGGUCUGUGCCGUUCUGAUGAAACCUCAUCAGGACUUAAACCACACCCUCCAGCUAAAGGUUAAAUCUAAUUUCCAAUCCUGCUUUGAUUUGCUGCUCCACCGCUGCUCCGCACAAGUGGAGGGAAAAUUAUAGUAAUUCUAUUCGACCUUUAUUUUGAUAAGGCCUUGUUAAAAGAUCUGUCACAUUUUAAAAACUCAAAGAUGGACAGCAUUUUAUAAAGUUCUCCUCUGUAGGGAAGGGGGGUGAAGAGCUCCUGCAUGAGGUGGCUGCUCGAUAUGUAGAGGGAAUGAAAGACAUGGAGGGAAGGAAGCCAGGGCCUUCGAGCAUCUUAGGUGAGACAAAGUUUAAAUUUGAAAAUCAUAUAUUGUUUUUCCAUAAGUGUUGGCGAUCUGACUUUCGUACCAUCUUUAGGAGUCUCUCAGCUGAAGCCUGGUGAGGAGGGAGGCUACAGAGUGCUCUAUAACCCUGAGGGGACAGGCUGUGGAGCCGCCAUGAGGUCCAUGUGUAUAGGUCUCAGGUAAGGCUCACAUCCACUUUCAUCGUGUUCCAGAGGUAUGAAAGUAUUAAGACAGGUUUAAAUCCUACAUUUUUGCUCUACGUUUAUAAAAUAAGGAAAAAAAGAGCAACAACGUAGUUGUGAUUUAUGUUCUAGUGAUUGUUAUUCACAUUUUACAAACAUCUAUACAAAACUAUGCAUACUAUGUGAUACUAUUGUUGGGCUUUAAAUCUAAAUGGAUUUGACAUGUCUUAAAAUGUCAUGAUAUGUCCCCUUCAAAGGUGGGGUAGGCAGGAUCUGAGGAAGUGCCAGUUUUUGGGAGAAAUCUUGAACGUAAACACUACCCCUUCCAACCACUUUCCCCUCAGCUCCUCCUCUACCCUCCCUCUCUGCUCCAGCAAGCCCCGCCCACAAACAGACGCUCCUGCUCGCUCGUAUUGUUCCAGUUAAAUUCCGAUAUAAUGCAGAUAAAUACUUCAGAUAAUUACAAAUGGGGCCGAGUCAAUGUGAAAGUAAAAAGCAUUGGUGCUACAGUAGAUGCCAACAGACUACCAGCAAACACAAUGUUUGCAGGACUUCUACAACUGGGAUAAAGUGACAUAGUCCAGGACCAGAGGUAAACAGUUAAGUGGCGCAACAACACAGACACAGCUUACUUUGUUAAAGCGGUUUACCUGUCCAGCAGAAAGGUUACAGGGUCUGGAAGAUCCCAAAGAUCCCCCAUCGUUUAUGCUGAUGUUGACCCGGCUUCUUAGCUCUUGUCCGGUCUACCUCCUUUUUAAGCGCCCAUUGUUCCGCCACAGUCUCCGGUAUUUACUUCGUUCUCUUGCUUGGGUUGGCAGUCAUGGCUAAAGGAGGAUUCAGACAAUUUUCUUUACUUUCUGGUUGGUUUCUUCUGUCCGAUAUUGUGGCACGCUAACUUUGUUUGGGCUCAUGAACGACGCGGGGGGAGCAGCAUCCGCCUCACAACCAAUCAGGUCAGGGAGGUGGAGAACGGCUUUGUUUACAGUCAGAAAGAGCAGGCCGCUCAAAAAAUGUAAGAUGUUGAAUACACAGACAUAACAAAACACAUUGAUAUUGUUAUAUUACCAAAUGUCAUCAAUAACUAAUAGCUAUUGACUGAUAUUAAAAGCUUUUUUGUGUAUACAGCACAAAAAAAAGAUGCUUCUUUAACAGAAUCCUGCCUACCCUACCUUUAAUGUCACUUAGGAUUAUGGAUCUGUUUUUUUUUGUAGGAAAUGGACAGUAGUUUGUGGUGUGGUCAAAAAAAAAAGAGAUGACUAAACAUUUCAAUUUAAAUUAACAUGAGGCAUGUUCCUGCCGCUCAGAUUAGCCAAAAUAAUUAAAAGCAAAUGCAUUGUGAAAUACAUUCCUUUGUCCGUUAAGUAGAAAAUGACAAAUAGAUAAAUAAUAGAGACUGACAGCCAGUAAAAAAGGGUAUGUAGAUUCAAUUAAAGCAUGAAAAGAAGUCAUUACUCCUAAUAUUUAUAUUUUUGUUUAACAUAGAGCUAAUACAGAAUACAGAAUAAAUUCUGCUCAACCCUGUCAUUGACUCUAUUAGUUGAAUGGAUAGAGACUCAAUGUUAAUAUGGACGUCCAAUGUUUUUCCUCACCAGGUACCCAAAGCCUGACCAGCUCUUGUCGUUAGUGGCAGUUGCCGUGGAAACAGGCAGGAUGACCCAUCCUCACCCCACAGGUUUUCUGGGCGCAGUAGCAUCAGCCCUUUUCACCGCGUACGCUGUCCAGCACAGGCCGAUCACAACGUGGGGGCUCGGCCUGAUCAACGAGGCCUGUCCAAUAGCAAAGAAUUUCGUUCAGGGUCGAGGCUACGCUGUGGAAGAGACAGAGAGAGACUGGGGAUACUUCACUGAGAAGUGGCAAUGGUACAAGUCAGCCUGUACUAUACUGUAUGAAGUGCUGAGAAAAACAGAUAAUGCUGAAUAAAUAUACACAUUUUGGAGCACUGUAUGCCAACAUCUAGAGAAUCUCCUUCCUACCUACCUUCAUCCACAGGUACCUGGACACGAGGGGCAUCUCUAACGGGGUUGGCCCUGCGAUCUGGCCUUCCGCCUACGGCCCAGCUGAGAGAGAUGAAGCUUACAAGAGCUUUAGCCUGUCAGGGUGGGCCGGGCGCAGUGGUCAUGAUGCUCCCAUGAUAGCCCUGGAUGCCUUGCUGGGUGCAGGCUCAGACUGGGAGGAGCUAAUGAGCAGAGCAGCUUUCCAUGGAGGUCAGAGAAUCACACAAAAAGAAAAGUUUGGGGUUGUUUUUAAAGCUUGGGGGGAGAUUAACUUUACCAUAGUUGAAUCAAACCCUUAUAAGAUUAAACAUCAAAGUAUUGUCCGGUCUUUCCUGAACCUGACUGUGCCGUUCAUUAUGUCCCCAGGUAUCAAGCAUCAUCUUUAGUCCUAGCAAAGCCUACUUGUAUAGCUCAGUAAUCUCUGAACUUCUUUAACUCAAGUUUGACCUAAAAAUAGUUGGUUUAACCGCAAGGCAUGACUCAUUACUGGAAGUGACCACAUGAAUACAAAGUAUUCACUCAAGCUUUAUGACAGUCCAAAAAGAUCUACUGAGGUUAUAAGCAGAAACUCUCUUCAGCUUCAUCAUCACACAUCUUUAUUUUCUUUUUAUUUCUCCUCUCUUCCUGCUCAGGCGACAGCGACAGCACUGCGGUGAUUGCAUGCUGCUGCUGGGGUCUCCUCUACGGCACCAAGGGGGUCCCAGAGUGCAACUACAGCAACCUGGAAUACAAGGAGCGACUGGAGCGCUGUGCCGAGCAGCUCUAUGCCCUGUCACACUGA
Molecule: messenger RNA, 5174 nt
Organism: Xyrichtys novacula (pearly razorfish)
Lineage: Eukaryota; Metazoa; Chordata; Actinopteri; Labriformes; Labridae
Source: the annotation of a GenBank genome assembly